Messenger RNA from Symbiodinium pilosum, 228 nucleotides. The record is from the annotation of a GenBank genome assembly. Lineage: Eukaryota; Dinophyceae; Suessiales; Symbiodiniaceae.
AUGAUCAAGGAGGGCAAGUACACCAGCCAUGUCAUCGGAAAUCUCAAGGCUUUCAGCUCCAACGAGUUGGCAUUCCUGUCCAUGCUCUUCUUUGGUGUCGGCCUUUACGGCAACCUCCAGUUCGACUACUAUGACCCCCAGUGGGCCAAGGUCGACGCAGGAGGCUUCUUCAACGUAUCCUACAUCGUGGAGUCCUUCUUGCUUCCCAUCUCCUUCUUCAUGCAUAUU